UACAAGUGGUAUUACAAGAACUCUUUAGAGAAAUCAGGUCAAUCAGAUCAGAAACCAAGCAAUCCAGGUAGAUUGUAAAGUUUGUGUAUUUAAGUUAUUUUAACCAUAUGAAAUCCAGCUAAUUUGUUGAAAAGACAACAACUGUUCCUACAUAAGAAAUAUCAACUUAAUCUAUAAUUCCUCUGAGCUCUUAAGGUUCACUGUGUUGAUUAAUGAAAACAUGUGAUGUGAAACGUGCAGUAAACAAAGAGUUAGACAUGUAAAGCAGAUGUAGAUGUUUAAGAUACAGCCAUGAAACUAUGUGCUCAUAUUCACAAGCAUAUUUUGGAGCAGGCACCAAACUCACCGUUUUAGAUAAAAAUGUUAAAAUCUCUGAGCCAGUGGUCAAGGUGCUAGAUGUUUCAGAGAAGGAAGCAUGUCAAAAGACAAAUAUCACACUGGUGUGUCUGGCUGAAAGUUUUUAUCCUGACCAUGUGGAUGUGAUCUGGACUGUUGACGGAGAUAAUCGUACCACAGAUGUUAGCACAGACGAAGCUGCCAUUCAAAACGAUGAAACAAAAUUUUACAGCAUCUCCAGCAGACUGAACAUCAAUUACAAAAAUGAGUGGACUAAAGGCAAAAAGUUCACUUGUACUGUCAGGUUCUACAAUGGGAAAGAAUACACAGAAAACAGUCACUUCAUAACAGGACCAAAAAUUGAGGGUGACGAGGAACGUACCGAAAAGUAUGUUCUAUCAGUGAAUACAACUAUGCUGGCCUAUGGCAUGUUCAUUGCCAAAAGCAUUGCGUACGGCACAUUCAUCCUGUACAUCAUCAAGAGACAGGGUUUUAUUUCAAAGUAAAGGCAACGUGACUGGUUUGGACAUGAUGGAGAACUGCCAUGUGGUCACGUGACAGAGGAGGAUUUAUAUACAGUUUAUACCAAUACUGUAACAGCUAGUUUAGAUACAAGCUCUGUAUUUAAAAGCAUGAAGAUUUUUAACGCUUUGUUAAUGCUGCCAUACAUUUGAUUUUAUUUUUGUUUCUUAAGCUUGAUCUAACAACAUUUUUAUUAAAUGUUUUUACUAUAAAUAUUUUUACGCUGCACUUGUUCUUUCACUUGAUGUAUAAAACAAGACUUUUGUAUGACCACAUUCUUCGAGCUUGCUUGUAAUGCUUCAUUAUAAUGAUUUUGGUAUUAAAAUAAAACAUAAUGGUAUGAUUUGACAAGUGAUUAUGUGAGUAACGGGUGAUCACGUU
Messenger RNA from Hemibagrus wyckioides, 1239 nucleotides. RefSeq names its product M1-specific T cell receptor beta chain-like. The transcript is spliced from 5 exons. Lineage: Eukaryota; Metazoa; Chordata; Actinopteri; Siluriformes; Bagridae. The coding region runs from base 300 to 842 and encodes 180 amino acids. The record is from RefSeq and is a predicted model, not a curated record.